This is a messenger RNA of Clunio marinus, 2361 nucleotides long. Lineage: Eukaryota; Metazoa; Arthropoda; Insecta; Diptera; Chironomidae. The record is from the annotation of a GenBank genome assembly.
AUGUCUUGUUCAAAAUAUUUUCUCAUCUUUUCAAUAUUUUUAUGUUUUACCUUUCAACAAAUUGAAUCUGAUGAUGAGCGACCAUUUCUGAAGGUUGUAAUUCCAAACUUACGUUGCAGUAACAGAAAUGAAAGUCAAAAACUGGAAACUGAUAAAGUUUCGAUUGCUUUACAGACUUCAAAUGGUCAAAAGUUGCGUUAUUCGAUUUUAAUUGACUUUGAAAUGUUAGAUGGAUUUAAAAAUCAGAGACAUACGCUGACGAUCUGGAGGAAUAUCAAAAAACUUCAACAGAGGCUUAUAAGUAAUGCCGACACAAUCUCAUUGAAGAAUCGAAUCGACAUCAGUGCAGCAGAAUUGACGCCACAAAAUGUUUACAAAUUUCGAAUCAUUGGCAUUGACGAUAAAAAUCAUUCAACUGAAGUUCGAAGCUUCAACAUUACAUACAAAGAUGGUGAAUUGAAAGCUCAACAAGAAGGAGAUCUGGCCGAUGACAUUUCGUUGCAUAUUUUGGCUUCUGAUUUUUAUUACGACGAUAUGGAAAUCAUACUAGUAGCGGUUGCUUCUUUCUGUGAUGAGUCUAAUGACUUUUAUUAUCAAUGGUCAUUCAAUGGACUCAAUGGAACUGACAUUAAAGAUGUCAAAGGAAGUUCUUUAAAAGUGCCAGCAGGAAUUUUAAAUUCAGAAAACUCUCUCGAUGUUAAUGUGACUGUUUUCAACAAUCUUACUACGGCUCUAGCCUUUGCGACAAAAACGAUAAAAAUUCUUUCGAAACCUUUUGAGAUUCAAAAUAUUCCCUCAGCAUUGUCGAUUGGAGUUGAUAGGCAAGUUCCGAUUCAAGUUAUAUUUAGCCAAAGAUCAUUCAAUGACUUAAGUUCAGUUCAAUGGACGUGCAUGCAGAAUGAAAUUGAAUGCCCAGAAAAUUUACUUAACUCGUCAUUUCUUACUCAACAAUUGAUUUUUUCCACUGAAGGAACUUACAACAUUCGAUCUGAAGUGACGUUGAAAGAAUUGAAAAGAUCUUCGACAUCAAAUGUCAUUGUGAACAGAAAUAUUUUACCCCACGUUCAAAUGAAAUAUUUCCCAACUCAACCUUUAAAUGUUAAAGAAGCAAACGAAGUUGUCGUGACAAUUGUAAAUGUUGUUCCAAAUUGCAUCGCGCAUUGGAAUUUAAUUGCUGGCGAUGGUUUUGCAGAUGCUAAAGAAGAAAAUAAAGAAAAGUUAGAAAAUGUUGGACUGAUUGAAGUUAACAAUAUGGAAGAACAAGUUGAUGAGAAUAAAACGCUAUCGAAGGAUGUACAUUUAAACAUCUCUGAAGAUAUUCUUUCACCAAAUGAGAAAUACAAAUUUCGAUUAAAUAUUAAUUGCCCUGAAGCACAAUUGAAUGAGUUCCAAGCAAGUUUACAAAGAUUUGAAUUUUCCAAAGCUUUUAAUGUUGCUGUGAAUUUUCUUUUAACUCAAAGAAGACUUAAAGGUGACAAUUCAACAAAUUAUGAGAUGAAAAUAACUCAAAUGUUAAAGGAUGAAUUGAAAAUGUUGAAAGCAUUAGAGCCGAAAGGUUUCGUUUAUGAGGAAAAAGUUGAUGAAUUUGUGGACAUGUCGAUGAAUUUGAAAAGUUUUAUGAAAAUCGAAGACGAAGUUUUUGUGGCAGAAAUUUUAAGUUUGGCAGAAACUUUAAACAAAACACGAAUGAAACGUUCUUUGGAUUUGCAAAAGUCCCAAAGUUCUAUAAUUAACAAUCAUCAUGGCACUGAUUACAUCAAGAAAGUUUUAAAAUUAUCAGAAAUUUUACUCUCAUCAAACAACGUGACAAUUGUUGAAAAAGAAAAGAAAAGAUUUCCAACGAAAGUUCGUGAAUUUGUUGAAAUGUUGUGUCAAGAUCGAAAUUUCAACAUCAAAAAUAUUAAAUCAAAAUCAGUUUUAGUUGAAGUUUCGCGGGUUUACUCACCACAACUUUCUGUUGAGCAGCAAAUGUUUCCCGGAAACCCCAAAGCAGCAAUUUUAUUUAGCAACUCAAAUUUUCCUGAUAAUUUUAUUUGUAUUGGAAAAAUUCGAUUUGACAGUAAAAUUUUCGAUUUAAGUUCUUCGACUGAUGACCCAACUCCAGUCUAUGAAACAAUUCUUUUAAAUAAUGAUAGGAAGAAAGACGAUUUAAAAAUCAUAAAGCCGGCAGAAUUUUCUGACUCGGUGAUCAUGGAAAUUCCAUUGGAAUUGAAAGAUCAUCUAACAUCGUCGAUGUGUCUGAUAUGGAAAGACAAUCAAUGGAAUAACAAAACUUGUAGGAACUUAGAAAACAAUCGUAAUGACAGAAUUACAUGUAAAUGUACGAUUGAUGGGAUUUUUGAUGGAAUUAUAAUUAGGUGA